AUGGGCAGUCGAUAUGGGAAAAUCACGGGCUUGCCCAUCGGAUAUCGUUUCGUGCCAAAUGAUGAAGAGUUGAUCGAGUGCUAUCUAAUGAAGAAGGUGUCGAACGGACCACUUCCACCCGAUGUUGUUAAAGAUAUUGAUGCAGGCAAGCUAUAUGGAAAACAUCCCAAGAAUGUAGUGGAGAACAUGUGUGGUCAUGAAAAAGCGUGGUACUUCUUCAUCCAUCUCGACAGUAUAGAAGAUGAAAAAACAAUUCGAAUGGUUGGAGAUGGGAUUGGUUUUUGGAGAUGUGUUCUAGCAGAAGAUCUAAUCUAUAACUCAAGUGGCGAUGUUUACGCUGUCAAGACUCAUUGGACAUACUUUCAAGGUCCUUUAUCUAAGGGAAGCGGAGUGGGUUCUAGUAAGAAUACAGAAGGGGAAAGUUUACCACAACACGUUUUAAGGGCAGUUCAUUUAUUCUAG
Fraxinus pennsylvanica is the source of this 462-nucleotide messenger RNA. The record is from the annotation of a GenBank genome assembly. Lineage: Eukaryota; Viridiplantae; Streptophyta; Magnoliopsida; Lamiales; Oleaceae.